AAAAAGGAGACAUGGGACUUCCUGGACCACCUGGACCUGAGGGCAAAAAGGGUAGUAGAGGUCCAGUCGGAUUUCCCAGCCCAGCAGGCCAAAAAGGAGAACAGGGAAACAUUGGUCCACCCGGACCCAGAGGCGCAAUGGGGAUGCCAGGAUUACCUGGCUUGUUUGGAUUAAAGGGAUUGAAAGGCUACCAAGGUCCAUCUGGACUACCUGGAAGGAGAGGGCUCCCAGGUCCACCAGGCGUUCCUGGUCCCCCAGGAAAGUCACUAAACAUGACUUUGGCUCAACUCAAGAACCUCAUGUACAUGUCAGACAAGCCUAACUUCUCCCUGAUCCAGAUGCUGCUGGACUCUCUGCAGCAGGAGCUUCGGCUGCUGCUGGAUCCUCCUGAUGGCAGCAAGGAGCAUCCAGCCACCACCUGUCUGGAGCUCUGGCUCUGUCACCCUGAAUACAAAAGUGGAAUGUAUUACAUCGACCCCAACCAGGGGAGCUCAGCAGACGCAUUGCUGGCCUACUGUGUCUUCACCUCCUCAUCAAAACAGACCUGCCUUCACCCCGAACACUCUCAGCUUCCAAUGAAAGCUUGGAUGGAGGAAUCAGAAGAUGGAUCUUUUCAAUGGCUUAGCAGGCUGGAUCAGGGUCAUCAGUUUACUUAUCCAGGUGCCAGUGUGGUCCAGAUGCGCUUCCUGAGGUUGCACAGUGUCACCGCCGUGCAGAAGGUGACCUACUCCUGUCAUCCAGGACAUCAUCUGGGUCAGGAAGAGAGAGACGUCAAAUUCCUCACAGAUACGAUGAGGCAGAGCUACCUCGGAGAGCUGAAAGACUGUGUGGCUGGAGAGGAGAAGCUUUUCGGUUCUCGGGAGUCCGUGUUGGAGUUUGAGGACCUCCAGCUGCUUCCUCUUAGAGACGUGGCGGUGAUGGGAGGCAGAAACUUUACACACCAUUUUAGUUUUACGUUUGGACCGGUGUGUUUCAGCUAGAGGGAGCGGAAACACGCUCCCUUCCAGAUCACUCAAAUCCAACAGGAGCUUUUUUGUUUAAAUCAACGAAAAUCUUUCUCUAAUUUCUCAACAGUUCACACAUUUUCUCAUAUUGACCUUAAGUGACUCCUUAGGGAUGAAUUUGGAGGCGUUGCUUUUAGUGGAAAAAGUCAUUUUUGUUUACAGAGACAUUUAUCUGGUACAAAAUAAAUUAAAUAUGUAUGUUUUUUAAUGUCGAUAUGCAACAUUUUUUUAUUGUGAUGUUCACAUGGGGAAUCUUUUAUAGGCUGAUUAUCUGUAUAUAAAAAUCAGACCAACUUUAGUGACCUUCUAACCAUUUCCUAGCAGGCCGGUUCUGUCUCACUAAUGCGACUGUAAGUGAACCCAGUUUAUCACUUUAAACAAAGGUGCUUUGUUAGAAAGACAAACAUUUAUUUAAAUCUUUAAUCAGACAAAAAGAUGCAGAUGUCGUCUUAAACUUGGUGCUAGCUAUUUACUAUCUGUCCUUGUUUUAAAAGAUGCAAAGCAUUUUAUAUUUUGAUUCUGUAUUGUGUAUAUGUAUAUUUUUUUUCUUUUACAUCUCAGGUAUGACAUACACACACAGGCACUUCAUCUGCUGUUGUCCCAGCAUGUUUUUUUGUUUUUUUUGUUUGUUUUUUUACAGUUUGUUGUCAAAUCUUUGAAUCUAAACUUAAUAAACUUGA
This is a messenger RNA of Cyprinodon variegatus (sheepshead minnow), 1684 nucleotides long. Its product is annotated as collagen alpha-1(II) chain-like. Gene Ontology annotation, cellular component: collagen type IX trimer. Lineage: Eukaryota; Metazoa; Chordata; Actinopteri; Cyprinodontiformes; Cyprinodontidae. Gene Ontology annotation, molecular function: extracellular matrix structural constituent. The record is from RefSeq and is a predicted model, not a curated record. The coding region runs from base 12 to 980 and encodes 322 amino acids. The transcript has 11 exons.